Messenger RNA from Beta vulgaris subsp. vulgaris (sugar beet), 1883 nucleotides. RefSeq names its product amino acid transporter AVT1I. Bases 461 to 1765 code for a protein of 434 amino acids. The transcript has 2 exons. Gene Ontology annotation, cellular component: plasma membrane. The record is from RefSeq and is a predicted model, not a curated record. NCBI's taxonomy places the organism in Eukaryota, Viridiplantae, Streptophyta, Magnoliopsida, Caryophyllales, Amaranthaceae.
GCCAGUACUUAUGAUUAUAUACAGCCUGACAUACGGUUGCUCACUUCAAUUGUCAAUAUUGGUGGGCGUCAACGUUGGGGAACGAAUUGAAAUCAACUUUAAGAGAUCAAGUGAUAACAUACUCACAUUACUCUUAGGUCAAUACUUUCUUUAUAUUACAGUAUUACACUACCCAAAAAAAAGUAUCUUCUCAACUUUCAAAAUAUAUCCCAGAUAUUAUGAUGAUACUAUACUAUAUAUACAUAAUAAAUCUACUGAAGCUCUAGAAUAAUACCGUAUAAAUUAUCUACUUCUUUCUACAUCGUUUAUUAUGUUCAUUAUCAUAUAAAAAAUCUCCUCAAAACUUGCGUAAUAUUAAUUUAUUUACGUAAUUGCUUGGCUAUGAAGUAUUAAGGCCAAAUUUAGUGCUUCUAAGUUUUACUUAUUACUUCCCACUUCACUCUUUCUUGAAAAUCUGGCAAUGGAGGGUGAGCACAAUGGGAAAUCUGGCUUUACACUGCCGGUGCCGGUGCCGGCGCCGGCAGUUGAGGAGCUAGAGGCCAACAACAAUCAGUUAUCCCUUAUAGAAGGAAACACUUCGCUUUUUAAGACUUUCUUCAAUGGUGCCAACACCAUCCUAGGAAAUGGAGUUAUACUAGUUCCCUAUGCAUUAGCUUCAGGAGGUUGGUUGAGCUUGAUUUUGCUUUUCACCAUAUCCAUUCUUGCUACUUACACGGGCCUUCUAGUAAAACGGUGCAUGGAGGUCGAUCCAAAAAUCAAAAGUUAUUCCGACAUAGGAGAACAUGCUUUUGGAAAAAUUGGUAAAAUUAUUGUAUCAAUAGUGCUAUAUGCAGAUCUUUAUAUGGCUACCACAGGUUUUCUAAUUUUAGAAGGAGACAAUCUACACAAUUUAUUUCCCAAAGUUGCAAUUCAUGCAUUUGGGAUAUCAAUUGAUGGAAAAUCAAGUUUUAUUAUUAUUAUCGCGCUAAUUCUUCUUCCUACAGUGUUGUUGGAUAAUUUAAGCAUUUUUGCAUACAUCUCAGCUACUGGUUGUUUAGCUGCUCUAUUGGUUCUUGCAUCAAUUGUAUGGGUGGGAGCAUUUGAUGGUGUUGGUUUCCACCAAGCUCAAAGUGCUACACUUCUCAACUGGAAAGGCCUACCAACUUCUAUCAGCUUAUAUAUGCUAUGUUAUACUUCACAUCCUGUUUUUCCUACCUUAUACACUUCCAUGCAAAAAAAACAUAACUUCUUUAAGGCAUUGUUGCUUUCUUUUGCCUUCUCCACAUUCAUAUAUGCUUCAAUGGCAAUCUUAGGGUACCUUAUGUUUGGUUCGACAGUCGAGUCACAAAUUACUUUGAACCUUCCAAGUCAUAAGGUGAGCUCGAAAAUUGCAAUAUAUACUACGGUGAUCACUCCUCUAGUGAAAUAUGCACUAUUGUUGAAACCUGUGGUUAUUACUACGGAAGGUUGGUUUUCAGGCAAGUACAUAAAGAAUAUGUUUGUCAGGGUUGUCAUUAGAGUGAUUUUGGUUGCUACACAAGUUAUUGUAGCGUUGGCGCUUCCAUUCUUUGGAUAUCUAAUGGCACUUGCUGGAGCAUUGCUAGGUGCUACAAGCUCACUUACAAUUCCAUGCUUGUGCUACUUGAAGAUUUCAAGCACUAAGGUUAACCAAAGAUUAGUUGAGCGUGUCUUAAUAUGGGGAAUUGUAUGCUCAAGUGUAUUGAUUUUAGUAUCUGGUACAUACACUUCUUUGGUGCAUAUAGUAGAGGAAAUCAUGCAUAAAUAGUUAAAAACUUCCUCUAAUUUUGUAGACCUUUUUAUGUAUGAUAUUGUUUCAAAUCACUUAGCUGAUAAGCAAUGGUUGUGUAUCAUUUCAUAUUAAUGUAGUGUUUUAUUUCCCUAAU